Messenger RNA from Centropristis striata (black sea bass), 6790 nucleotides. It is a transcript of the gene mcf2la, whose product is annotated as mcf.2 cell line derived transforming sequence-like a. The transcript has 32 exons. Gene Ontology annotation, cellular component: extrinsic component of membrane; cytoplasm. Bases 1 to 3594 code for a protein of 1197 amino acids. The record is from RefSeq and is a predicted model, not a curated record. Gene Ontology annotation, molecular function: protein binding; guanyl-nucleotide exchange factor activity. Gene Ontology annotation, biological process: positive regulation of Rho protein signal transduction; intracellular signal transduction. Lineage: Eukaryota; Metazoa; Chordata; Actinopteri; Perciformes; Serranidae.
AUGAGGCGGGCGAUACUCUUCUCUCUACCUGUGCUAACGGAGGAAGAGGGGAACAGACGGAGGGACGGGAUGAAGGAAUGCACGGCAGGAAAACGGGAAUAUGGAGGAGAGAGGUUUGUCCGCAUCUCUCUGGAGGAGAUGGAGAGCUACUACAGAUGCUCCCAGUGCUGCCAGCUGCUGCACAAUGACAUCGUGCACAGAGAGGAUGGUCCUCUGUGUGCUGCAGAAAUCGGCUCUGAACUCCAGAAACAGUUCGCCAUCCUGCCAGGGGGCCGCGGGAUGAACGGCAACCCCAUCAUCUUCUUCCCAGAAUACCCCGAUUUCAGCGAGCUGGAGGAGGAGGAGGUCCAGAAUGUCCUCAGCUACCUCAGCAGCAUCCCCAGCGUUGCAGCAUCAGGAGUGGGUUUCAUCCUGGUCAUCGACAGACGACUGGACCGAUGGGCCGCCGUCAGGGCCACCCUGCACCGCAUCGCAGGUUCAUUUCCAGGGAACUUACACUUGGUUCUGGUGUUGCGUCCCACUACUCUGCUCCAGCGAACUCUGUCAGACUUCCUGUUCAAGUACAACAAGGAUGAGUUCAAAAUGAAGGUGGUGAUGCUGAGUUCGGUGACUGAGCUCCACGCUUAUAUCGACCCGGGACAACUGACCACAGACUUGGGCGGCACGCAGGAAUACUGCCAUGACAGCUGGAUCUCUCACCGCACUGCGAUCGAAGCCUUCGCCCUCAUGGUGAAGACCACGGCUCAGACCUUGCAGGCGUUCGGCACCGAGCUGGCAGAGACAGAAUUACCCAACGAUGCCGAGGCCACCACCAACCUGCUGCACACACACACUCUGAAGAAGGAGAGAAUGAAGGAGGACCUACAGGUGGCGCUGUCUCAGGGCGGCCGGCUGUUGGAGUGCAUCAACGAGCCUCUGCAGACGGACCCUGACUACAGCAUGACCUACGAUGAACUGGAAAACUUAGCUACAGUACAGAGACUCCUCGGUCAGCUGGACGAAACAGAAACGGCAUUUGAUGACUUCUGGGAGCGUCACCGCACCAAACUGGAGCAGUGUUUGCAGCUCCGCCACUUUGAACACCACUUCCGUGAAGUGCGUGCCCAGCUUGACGUGACAUCAGAGCGGCUGUCUGGUUUCUCUGAGGUCAGCGUAAGCCCCGCCCACGCCGAGCACGUCCUCCGAGAGCUCGGCAGCCACGAGGACAAGGCCUGUGACGCACUGGACCGGGCCCUGUCUCUGGCCACUGAAGGUGACAGACUGAUAGAGAACUCCCACUACGCCGAGGACUCCAUCAGGCCGAAGUGUGGCGAGCUGAGAGGAGUGUGUGAGGAGAUCAGCUCCACUCUGAGGAGCAAGAAGAGCCUCCUGCUCAGGGCCAUGGAGCUGCACCACGCUCUGGAGAAGGCGUCACGGUGGUGUGAGGAGGGCAUCUUCCUGCUGGCCAGCCAGCCGGUGGACCGCUGUCAGUCUCAGGACGGAGCCGAAGCAGCUCUGCAGGAGCUGGAGCGAUACCUGGACACGGCGCCGCUGCACACGCUCACUGACCGCAGCGCCAUCUGCUGCCAGUACGAGGCGGUGCUCACCACUCAGCUCAGGGACCAGGUGGAGAAAGUUUUCCAGAAGCAAAGCUCCGUCCAGGAGAUGUUCGAGAAGAGACGCGUCAGCCUGAAGAAACUCGCCGCCAAACAGACCAGACCAGUCCAACCAGUGGCACCGAGACCUGAAGUGAAGUCUCCUCUCUCCUCUCCCAAUCAGCAAAGAAAAGAGAGAAGAUACUCAGCAGAUAAUGCCAUCUGCAAAAAGGUGGAGUCUCCCAUACAUAACGGGGGCACGAGGCAUGCUUCUCUCUCAGAAGAAGAGGAAAACCUGGCAGUACUUCGGCGCCACGUGAUGAAUGAGCUGCUGGAGACGGAGAGAGCGUAUGUGGAGGAGCUGCUGUGUGUGCUGGAGGGCUAUGCAGCGGAGAUGGACAACCCUGCCAUGGCUCACCUCAUCCCCAGCACCCUGCUGAGCAAGAAGGUCGUCUUGUUUGGCAACAUGUCUGAAAUCUACCAGUUUCACAAGAGGACGUUCCUGAAGGAGCUGGAAGCCUACACUGACUGCCCAGAACUAGUGGGCCGCUGCUUUUUAGAGAGGAUGAAGGACCUACAGAUCUACGAGGCGUACUGCCAGAACAAACCUCGCUCUGAGAGCUUGUGGAGACAGUGCUCCGACUGUGCCUUCUUCCAGGAGUGCCAGAAGAAGCUGGAACAUAAACUUGGUUUGGACUCCUACCUCCUUAAACCUGUCCAGAGAAUCACCAAGUACCAGCUUCUGCUUAAGGAGUUGUUGAAGUACAGUAAAGGCUGCGAUGGCUGCGAUGACCUCCAGGAGGCUCUCUCCUCCAUCCUGGGGAUCCUGAAGGCUGUGAACGACUCCAUGCACCUCAUCGCCAUCACAGGAUACGAGGGUAAUCUGUCGGAGCUGGGUCGCCUGAUGAUGCAGGGCUCCUUCAGCGUGUGGACGGAGCAUAAAAAAGGUCACGCCAAGGUGAAGGACCUGGCGCGGUUCAAGCCCAUGCAGAGGCACCUGUUCCUGCACGAGAAGGCCCUGCUCUUCUGUAAGAGGAGAGAGGAGAACGGGGAGGGCUACGAGAAAGCUCCGUCCUACAGCUUCAAACACUCCCUCAGUAUGAGUGCGGUGGGAAUCACAGAGAACGCUAAAGGAGACAACAAGAAGUUUGAGAUUUGGUGCAACUCCAGAGACGAAGUGUUCAUCGUGCAGGCUCCGACUCCAGAGAUUAAAACCUCCUGGGUGAACGAGAUCCGCAAAGUUCUGACCCAGCAGCUCCAGGCCUGCAGAGAAGCCAGUCAGCAGAAGAGCUCCGACCCUGUUUCCCCGAGUCCCACCAGCAACAACUCCUCCAUCUCCCUCAGUCCAUUUCGUAGCAGCGGUCAGAAAAACCAAAAGAAGCAGGAGGAGAAGAAGGCGGAGGCGAGCACGAUGUCUGACUCCUCUUCUUCACCCAAACACAAAGAUGAACCGGUGACCAGUCCGACCACUGACAGGUCUUCAGUGGCUAAAAAGCGUUUUACUUUGCAGGGCUUCAGCAAUCUUAAGAGUCCGAAAGGCUCGGCCCUGAGCCCCGAGCACGCCUCCAAACGCCACUUGGUCAAGAGUGACCCAACACCGUUUGGGUUCAAAGGCUGGAACAAGGCGUCUCUGUCUGUGGACGCCUCGGAGGAGAACGACGGCUACUCCAGCGGCGAGGACCCCAUCACCUCCGACCCCGAGGACGAAGUAGGAAGGAAGCUGGCUCCUGGAAAGUAUACGGUGGUUGCAGACUGCGAGAAGGCGGGACCUCAGGAGCUGUCUGUCAAGAGCGGAGACGUGGUCCAGCUAAUCAGAGAAGGAGAGGAGGGACAGUGGUUUGUGAAGAACCUGCGCAGCAGUAAGGAGGGCUGGGUGGCAGCAGCAAACCUCCUCAGUCUCAUCUCAGAGUCCAAGUCGUCCCAGUCGCUCAGCAGCUCAGAUGGCAGCGUCUCUGGCAACCUCAGCACUUCUUCCAGCUGCAGCGAGACAUACACCAGCUUCUCCGACAUCAAACCCUGAGCUGCGACCGAGGCUCCGCCCGGCUCCCUGUGGGAUUACAAAAACCUGAAGCUGCCCCUGACAGGAGGACAAAGAGUUUCAUCACACGGACACAGUUUGUUGGAUCCAACCAAAAAUCAGCGAAUGUUACCACCUGUCAUUUUAGAUUCUUCUUACCUUCAAAGUAUUUUCACAGCUCAUUCCAAUGGCAGAAAAUCACACAAUCAGGGAAAAAACAGUUCCUCAACAUACAUGUUGGUAUCACUCCCUGUCUUCAAAGAUCACAAUCUCUGUAAACUACACAGACAUGACGUACAUAUUUAAUGAUUAUGUAGCAUAAGUAGGCACUUAAUGGUGAACUUUCAGGGCUGAACCCGACAUCACAGCCUAGCGACAGAUUCUUGUGUGAGACAUCUACAGGUAUAGAUGCUAUCAGACUGGUAUUUCACAUGAUGCAUUAAUCGUUCACUGUGAAAACUGGCAGCUGGCUGCAACAAGAAGAAAUGCUUUUGGUGGAGCAUCUCGGAGCGGGUCGCCUUUCUGUGAGGGUGAAAGUGUGUCGAGUCUCUGUCGUGUCUGGCGGGCCAGUGGUGUUAAUGAAUGCUGUGUGUUGUGAGCUAGAGCUUCCCUAUAAGAAACACCAGGCGAAUGUCACCAACAGCGCUACCUGGUGGUCAGAUGUCAUGCACUUCUCCAGCUACACAAACAAAUCACUUAUAAGAGUGGCAGCUUGGAUCAACUUUUUAACCUCUUUUUUUUUUUUUUUUUUCUUCCAAGAGUGAUUGUCUGACUCUUCAGCUCUGGAUUUACCUCUCAGGAAGACUUUGCGUGGACAGGCAGGUGUGACUGCAUACCUGCUGCUGUCGACUGCAUGUCUUUGUGUAUGUGUGUGUGUGUGUGUGUGUGUGAGAGUGUGUGUGUGUGCAUUCUUUCAUAUGUGUGUACUUCAGAACAAAGCCAACUAGUGUAUGUCACCCCCAGUGAGUCACACACAAGGUCCUGUUAAGGGAUCAGGUCAUGCUGGAUUAAUUUGUAGUCAAGUUAAUUGAUAAGCAUCAGUUUAAAGGGGCAGUUCACUCCAGAAUCCAAAACAUAUUUCCUCUUUCCUAUAGAGCUGUUUAACAAUGGAGAUUAUUUUGGUGUGUGGUGCUGAGAAACAAACAGGAAUAUUUGCAUACAGCAAUGUCUCUUCAAAAAUCUAAGUUUUAAUGUAGGAACUAUUUUAUUUCUACAACCAUAUCACCACAUCAACAUUCUGCAAAUGCACAGGAAAAUGCAUUAAUAACCUAUUUUUUUGAGCUGGAAUAAAAAUAGACCAAUUUUUCACCACUCUUCAAAUGCACCCAGAGAGCUACUUCCUCAAACAUUAAACUUUAAAUAAUAUUUAGCAUUAAUAUACAUUACACAAACACUGUAUUACAUUGUCAGCCAAUUCUAUAAAUGAUUACUGGGAAAAUAAAGAAUGAAUGGAAAUGAAAUAAAUCGCUAAAUAAACAUCAUUACUGUUUAGUUUCAGUCAAUUGCUGACUGUUUAAAACAGCUUUCAAUUUACUUUGUUGUUUAAAAACAAUAAAAUAAAUUGAAAGCUGACACUAAACAACAUUUUCUGCAUUAUAUAUUAUGUAAAAAAAGUUUUCAUAAUUGCACAGCAUAUACAGUCAUGGAAAAAAUGAUUAGACCACCCUUGUUUUCUUCAAUUUCUUGUUCAUUUAAAUGCCUGGUACAACUAAAGGUACAUUUGUUGGACAAAUAUAAUGAUGACAACAAAAACAGCUGAUAAGAGUUUAAUUUAAGAGCUGAUAUCUAGACAUUUUCCAUGGUUUUAUUGAUAAGGAUUUUGUUUAUUAUCAAGAAAACUAUAGAAUAUAUCUAUCAGCUCUUGAAUUACAUCAUUAAACCAAUAUCUGUCGGGCUCUACAAUCUACACUGAUAAAUAAAAAAAAUAUUUAGAUUUUGUGGUGAACUGUCCCUUUAAGAACCAGACGAACUCAUAAAUGUCAAUACUCUCUGCACAUAAAUCCAGUUUUUGUGUCAUGGCCGCUGUGCUCACCUAUCUUUGGUUUGCAGCGCAGCAACAAAAGCCGGCUUUGUCCCCUCCCUCUGCUCCCAGCCCCACUCAGGCAUGUGACAGCAGCCACUUCUCUACAAGCAGGGCCCAGACCUUUCUCAACACGUCUGCACCGCCCGCCCCGCGUCACUGUUUGUUUACUUACCGUGAUGUAGCCGAGUAAUCGAGGCAAAUGACAAAAAGAUUCUGACUUUUUCGUGGGCAACAUCAGCUGCUGUGACACGCACACACACACACACACACACACACACACAAGGAACCUGUGCUACUCUGAACACUGAAUGAUUUUUCUUACCUUGUUUAUUGAGGAUGUUUUUAUACCCCAGAUUUCUACUAUACCCUCACUGUAAAACAAUCUCCUUUAUUUCCAUCUUUAAUGUUGACUCUGCUAUCCAGACAGCAUGCUGUUACACUCACCUGUUUAACACCACUGUGGUUUUGUUAAAUUCGGCCUCUUGUAAUUUGUUAUCUCGAGCUCUUUUUCGCUGAGAAAACCGCUUUUAUACGCAAAUCACAACACGCGUGUCGUCCCUGUGAAAGGAAAGACUCUUCUGCAGAAAAAAAGGAAGGCCUUUCUGUGUCAAACUGUGAGCUAAACCAGAGCGUAAACUGUGGCUGGCAUUAUGUGUCGAUCUGUGUAAGUUCUGUAAGACUGAGAAAUGUAUGUUACACUUGUACAGAUGUACGUUCUUUUCCUCCAGAGCAUGUGCAUUGUGAAGAGGAUCAUGGUUUUUGUCUCUUUGUGUCUCAUCUCUCUUUGUGGCAUGUUCUUCAUAAACCUCUCAUGUCCAAGCCCCGAACAAGGCGAGUAUUUGUAAAAAGGCACUGUUGUAUUUUGUGAGAGUUUAUUUUCUGCCCUCCUUAAAGCUGACUCGGGCACUAAACUUGUCAGUCGUGAUCACACAAUUAUUGAAUAAUUUGUACUUUUUGACUCGGGAGGUUUGGAGAGAUGAGAAGGGUUAUAUAUUUUCUUUUUAUGCAGCACAUUGCAGCAACCACUGUCUUUAUUUUCCUAUUGUAUCUACUGAGUAUGGUGUUGAUAUAAAGAUAUUAUAAUGAGACAUAUCUGUGUAUAUUUGUAAAUAUGUAAUUCUGAAUUGUAUGUAAAAUGAAAAGCAGCUUUAAUAAAGUCUGAGAUGGUUUCCUCUA